This is a messenger RNA of Guyanagaster necrorhizus, 2194 nucleotides long. Its product is annotated as bifunctional tryptophan synthase TRP1. Gene Ontology annotation, biological process: L-tryptophan biosynthetic process. Gene Ontology annotation, cellular component: cytoplasm. The transcript has 12 exons. NCBI's taxonomy places the organism in Eukaryota, Fungi, Basidiomycota, Agaricomycetes, Agaricales, Physalacriaceae. Gene Ontology annotation, molecular function: tryptophan synthase activity. Bases 50 to 2140 code for a protein of 696 amino acids. The record is from RefSeq and is a predicted model, not a curated record.
AUAAGUUUUAUUGGUCCUUCCAAAUCUGACUCGACUUGCUGCCAUCAUCAUGGACGCUCUCAAGAAUGUUUUCGAGGCCAAGAAGUCUCAGGGAUCGCCUGCAUUGGUUACUUUUGUCACCGCAGGAUACCCUACGAAAGAUGCGACGGUUCCCAUUAUGUUCGCCAUGCAGAACGGAGGCGCUGAUAUCAUUGAACUGGGAAUGCCCUUCUCGGAUCCCAUUGCUGAUGGCCCUGUGAUCCAAGAGAGCAAUACAGUUGCACUGAAGAAUAACAUGGACUACGCGACAGUCUUGGGACAGCUUCGCGAGGCAAGAAGCAAGGGACUCACCGCUCCCGUCAUUCUUAUGGGUUACUAUAACCCGUUGCUGGCAUACGGCGAGGACAAAGCCAUACAAGAUGCAAGCGAAGCUGGAGCUAAUGGUUUUAUCAUGGUCGACCUUCCUCCCGAAGAAGCUAUCACUUUCAGAGAAAAGUGCACAAAAGCAGACUUGUCAUAUGUUCCUCUCAUUGCUCCGUCGACCACACUAUCUCGAAUAAAAUUCCUCGCGUCAAUUGCUGACAGUUUUAUUUAUGUCGUGUCCAAAAUGGGUACAACCGGAUCGUCCGACAAGGUGGCGAUAAACACUGAGCUCCCAGAUAUCAUUGCCCGCGUCCGAGAACAUGCGACCGUUGCUAUCGCUGUCGGCUUCGGUGUAUCCAAUCGUAGUCACUUUGAUUAUGUCGCCGAUGCCGGUGCAGACGGAGUUGUCGUUGGCAGCCGGAUUGUCAACGUUAUUAAAAACGCCCCUGCAGAUAAAGUUUCCCACAGUGUUGAGGCCUUCUGUAGUGAAAUUACUCAGAAGGGUCAGCCUCCUAGAACAAGAUCUUCUCAAGCUCAGUCGCUUGCACCUGUGACAAACAGCAAGAACGAUGUUUCCAAGGUCUCUUCGAAGCCCGACUUACCCGCGCGAUUUGGCCAAUUCGGCGGUCAGUAUGUCCCAGAGUCUUUGGUUGAUUGUUUGGCCGAACUCGAGGAGGCACACAAAUCUGCUAUGAACGACCCUGAGUUCUUGAAGGAAUUCCAAAGUUACUAUGAAUAUAUCAACAGACCCUCAGGGCUCUAUCUAGCAGAAAAUUUGACCAAACACGCUGGUGGCGCUAACAUUUGGCUAAAGCGCGAAGAUUUAAACCACACUGGAUCCCACAAAAUCAACAAUGCGAUUGGUCAAAUUCUCCUAGCUCGCCGCAUUGGCAAGACACGAAUUAUCGCCGAAACGGGUGCAGGUCAGCAUGGUGUCGCAACAGCAACGGUCUGCGCCAAAUUCGGUCUGGAAUGUAUCAUCUACAUGGGAGCUGAGGAUGUCCGGCGCCAAGCGCUCAAUGUUUUCCGUAUUGAGAUGCUCGGAGGAAAGGUCAUUCCUGUCCACUCUGGGUCAUGUACCCUCAAAGAUGCCGUAAACGAGGCCAUGCGGGACUGGGUGUCUAAUCUAUCUACGACACAUUAUCUCGUAGGAUCUGCUAUUGGUCCACACCCCUUCCCCACGAUCGUUCGUGAUUUCCAAAAGAUCAUCGGAGAGGAAAUCAAAGUCCAGCUGAAGGAGAAGCGAGGUAAACUCCCUGAUGUUGUCAUGGCCUGUGUAGGCGGUGGAAGUAAUGCCAUCGGAACUUUCUACGAUUUCAUCGGUGACAAAAGUGUUAGAAUGGUUGGUGUGGAGGCUGGUGGUGAGGGCGUCGAUGGCGACAAACACAGUGCUACGCUUUCCAAGGGUCAGCCUGGUGUCCUUCAUGGCGUGCGGACGUAUAUUCUGCAGUCCCCGGACGGCCAGAUCAUCGAGACGCAUUCUAUCAGUGCAGGGCUCGAUUAUCCUGGGGUAGGACCGGAACAUGCCUGGCUAAAAGAUUCUGGUAGAGCAGAAUAUGUUGUCGCUACAGAUGAAGAAGCGUUGAGAGGGUUCAGGAUGCUCACACAAAUGGAGGGCAUAAUUCCGGCCCUCGAGUCGUCGCAUGCUAUCUGGGAAGGUGUUCGUAUUGCAAAAAAGAUGUCUAAGGAUUCUGAUAUUGUCAUUUGUCUUUCCGGUAGAGGUGACAAAGAUGUAGAGGAGAUCUCUGAGCUUCUUCCUAAGUGGGCAGACAUCCUUGACUGGCAUGUCAGAAAAUAGAAAAUAGAUGCCAUGUUAUUUGCUUGUCAAUGACAGUUUGGCUCUCUAAGACUA